AUCACCAAUGCCAACAAUCUGGCAAGAGUGGCAACAUUGCGUUCUUGGAUUCGUCAAGUCAACGCAAAGUGUAGCGUAAUUUUGGAAUUCUUGAAAUAGUCUUGUAAGAAGUAGCUAAUAAAAACUCUUUCAAGAUGAAGAAAGUAAUUUUUGUUUGCUUGUUGACCGUUUCCGUUUGCCUGAGCGAGCCCCCGAAGCCUGCGGAAGCUGCGGCUCCCCCAACUUCUACAGUCCCCACGGCCGCUGCGGGCGCCCCGGCCGCUCCGGGAGCCCCGGCCGCUCCGGCACAUGAAGCGGCCGUUCCAGCGGCCGGCGCAGGCCCGACUACUCCAACCAUACCCACACAAUCCGCUACCGUCCCAACCAGCCCUACCACCGCGACGAACGACACCAAGAACGCUACAGUAACAUCGACGACCGUUGCUCCGACGAACACCAGCAACAAUACUGACGAUAAGAAGAACGCGACUACCGUCAAGCCCGAUACGACGGUGACGACGCCGACUGUCCCGCCGACGCAGAAGGCGACGACUACGACGGAGAAGGCUGCUGUCACCACGGAGAAGCCACACGCUUUGCAGGCUAGAGGUUUUGACGGCGCCAGCUUCGUCGGCGGCAUUAUCCUCACCCUGGGGCUCCUCGCCAUCGGCUUCAUGGGCUUCAAGUACUACAAGGCCCAAACUGAAAGAAACUAUCAUACUCUCUAAGCUUAAUGUCUAGCUUCACUUCAAUAAUCUACGUAAGUGCACCUAACUUUAUUUUAUUUCACGUACACUUAGAAGUAUUUUCAUUUGUUUGACACUGAGUGAGUGCCCUAAGCACAUGUUCAGGAUACAGGGUGAUAACUUGAGUUUAUCGAAUUCAUUGGCGGCUGGUCAUUAAGUGUUAGUGCUGUAUAGCAAGAUAGUCAAAAUUUGUGAAUCUGAUACAAGCCACUGAUUUUAUGUUUUAAUGUUAGGUUUAAGUGUAUUUGGCAUUUAUCUUGCGGGUUUUUUUAUUUUUGCGUUAUUAUUGAAGUAGCUUCUUUUGUUUUUAAUUUUGGUAUUUAUAUGGCUAAGAAUGCACUGGGAUUAAUAAAAUUUCUUGCAGUUUCAGAAUUCCAAAUGCGUGCGCUUAUGGUGCAUGCCCUACGUUACCCUAUUUGUGGUUCUGAAACCGCAAUAAAUUUCAAUUUUCCUCUCUCUGGAUAUUAAUUAACAUUAUUAAAUAUAUUUUGACACAUUUUGUUGUAUAUCAACCACAGCUAUGCGCCUGUUCGAUUAUUAUUGAAUCUUUAAUUAAUAAGAGUUAGGAGCAUUUAAAAUGUAGUAUGAAAUCUGUUUUUCGCUCCUAAUUUUGACAUGAAUAAAAAAAUCAAACAUACGGGCAUAGUUAUGGUUAAUAUACAUCAAAAUAUGUUAAAACAUUUUCCAUAAUAUCCAUAUCCAGAGGCAAAUGAAGACUAUGUUUGUAUGAAGAAGUGGCCGAAGUGUAUCCUCUUAAUCGCAGUGCGUUCUAAGCCUAUGUUUAAAAAAUAUAUGUAUAAGGAUGCAAUCAACAUAUUUUGUAAAUUUUAUCUGAUGUUAAAAAAUGUUAUAAUAGUCGAUGUUUAUAAGUAUCCACCUUUUCUAAACUAAAUCUGGUGUCAUGGCCUCUCAAACAACCAUAGCACUUUCUACGAUCUGCAUUUUCUUACUUUCUUGCAUUGAAACUUCAAACAAUUUUAGUUUUUAAUAGAGAUAUUAUUAUUGUUAAGUGUAACUUUAAGGAAACGCAAUGUGAUGAUGAAAAUAAGGGUCUAAAAUAUUAGCUAUUUUGGUUUGGCACGUGAAAGAUGAAUCUCCUACGAAAUUAAUCCUUUUAUGAGCGUGGCUCAGCGCAUGAACCAAUCGUAACUCCUAAGAGUCCUUUGAGUAAAUGAUUUAAUAUAAAGUAUUACUCGAGAUGUAACAACGCAACGCUCUGGGGAAAACAAUUCACUCGAAUAUUGUAUUAAUCAAAAACAUCUCAAAGAUGGCGUGACGUCAACAUAUGUAAAGAAAUUGUGGUGUCUUGUUAUUACGCGCAUUUACUUAUCUGCAUUUGUAUGAUGAUAACGUAAAGACAAAUAACGAAUGAAUCUCUUCUUUAUAGUGUCAAACCAAUUCUGUAUAUUUUGGUUUUGUAAUUUUGCACGCUGAUAUUGUGAACUGGAAAGAUUCCAUCCUAAAGUGCUCUUAAUUGAUCUGAACUAUUUAUGUAUAUUCUGAAGCUUUACAACCACUAGAAAAGUUUCCUGUCAUCUAAACUACUGCUAUCAGCUAAAUGUCACAGUCAAUAGUUAUAUGAAUAAAUUUAUAUACCAAA
Cydia pomonella (codling moth) is the source of this 2325-nucleotide messenger RNA. RefSeq names its product sialomucin core protein 24-like. The record is from RefSeq and is a predicted model, not a curated record. The coding region runs from base 135 to 707 and encodes 190 amino acids. Gene Ontology annotation, cellular component: cytoplasmic vesicle. Lineage: Eukaryota; Metazoa; Arthropoda; Insecta; Lepidoptera; Tortricidae. The transcript is spliced from 3 exons.